Cucurbita pepo subsp. pepo (vegetable marrow) is the source of this 840-nucleotide messenger RNA. The record is from RefSeq and is a predicted model, not a curated record. Lineage: Eukaryota; Viridiplantae; Streptophyta; Magnoliopsida; Cucurbitales; Cucurbitaceae.
AUGGCUUAUUCAAAAUGCCUGCUUUUGAUUAUUGUUCUAUUUCCUUGUGUUGCUGGGAACUUCUACCAACAAGUGGACGUAACUUGGGGAGAUGGUCGAGGACAAAUCAUGGACAAUGCCAAUCUCCUUGCGCUGUCUCUUGAUAAAGCUUCUGGAUCAGGCUUCCAGUCCAAGAAUCAAUAUCUCUUUGGCAGGUUUGAUAUCAAAAUUAAACUUGUACCUGGCAACUCAGCUGGCACAGUCACGGCCUAUUAUUUGCGUUCACAAGAGUCGUUGUGGGAUGAGAUAGACUUCGAGUUCCUUGGAAACUUGAGUGGCCAACCUUAUAUUGUGCAUACCAAUGUUUAUAUACAAGGACAGGGUGAUAGGGAGCAACAAUUCUACCUUUGGUUUGAUCCGACUGCUGAUUUUCACACCUACUCCUUCCUCUGGAAUCCUACUCAUGUAGUGUGGUACGUGGAUGGGAGGCCAAUAAGGGAGUUCAAGAACAUGGAAACCAAGGGGGUGCCAUAUCCAAAGAAACAGGCAAUGAGGCUAUACGCGAGCUUAUGGGACGCGGAGGAGUGGGCGACAAGAGGAGGGCUAGUGAAAACGGACUGGACCAAAGCACCCUUCACGGCUUCCUUCAGGAGCUACAAUGCCAAUGGAUGUGUGUGGAGCGAUGCAGCGUCGUGGUGUGGCCAGAACUCGACGCCGUGGCUAUCGGAGGCGCUUGAUUCAGGCAGCCAGAAAGUGCUGCGAUGGGUUCGGAAGAAGUAUAUGAUUUAUGAUUACUGCACUGAUCAAAUGAGAUUCCCUCAAGGCCUUCCUCGGGAGUGCCCUGUCCGCACCAACCCAUAG